AUGAUGUAUGAAUGGAGAUACUAUUACUAUGGAAUAAGUGUAGAUCAAUCGGAAAAAUCGAACAUUAAUUUUUAUAUUAUCGCCCUUUCUUUAUUUUUUUUCUUUCUUGUAUUCGCUUUUUGGUUUAAAGUUGUUGGAUAUUCUCCUCUGACACACGCACGGACAGACACCCACCCACCCUGUAGCACGAUUCGAUUUCCGACCUUUCUCGUGCAGUGUCUUUACCAUAUCCGGUCUCAUCUUACUAAUCAAUUACAUCACUAUACUGUUUUGUGCCCCCCAAAUCCGGAAGUUUCAACAUUUUAUAUACCGAUACACCUUUCUGUAAAAAAUUUAUCAAUUAUAUAUAUAUAUUUCUUUUAUCCAAAAAAAAAGUUAUAUUAA
Messenger RNA from Candida tropicalis MYA-3404, 384 nucleotides. RefSeq lists its product as uncharacterized. NCBI's taxonomy places the organism in Eukaryota, Fungi, Ascomycota, Pichiomycetes, Serinales, Debaryomycetaceae. The transcript has a single exon. The coding region runs from base 1 to 384 and encodes 127 amino acids. The record is from RefSeq and is a predicted model, not a curated record.